Molecule: messenger RNA, 1519 nt
Organism: Dissoconium aciculare CBS 342.82
Lineage: Eukaryota; Fungi; Ascomycota; Dothideomycetes; Mycosphaerellales; Dissoconiaceae
Product: branched-chain amino acid aminotransferase II
Exons: 2
Coding region: 145-1197 (350 amino acids)
Biological process (GO): L-valine biosynthetic process; L-leucine biosynthetic process
Cellular component (GO): mitochondrion
Molecular function (GO): branched-chain-amino-acid:2-oxoglutarate transaminase activity
Source: RefSeq, a predicted model, not a curated record
CAGCAACAGCAACAACAAGCACAAGACUCCCCGCUGGCCGCGCUCGAUGCGACCAACACGACAUACACCUACACGACCGACCCGCGCCCGGUGCCCGCCUCCACCGACCCGGACGUCAUCGGCCAACGCAUCUGCACCGACCACAUGAUCACCGCGACCUGGACCUCGACCCGCGGCUGGACGAACCCGUCGCUGAUCCCCUACGGCCCGCUGCAGAUCAUGCCGAACGCGUCGGUGCUGCACUACGCGACCGAAUGCUUCGAGGGCAUGAAGCUGUACCGGGGCAUUUCCGACGGCAGGCUGCGCCUCUUCCGGCCGGCGCGGAACUGCGCGCGGAUGCGGCAGUCGGCGGCGAGGAUCGCGCUGCCGGACUUCGACCCCGAGGCUCUCCGGAGCAUGAUCCUCGAUCUCUGCCGCACCGAUGGCCCGAAGUGGUUGCCGGACACGCCCGAGGGCCGCGGGAAAUUCCUGUACGUGCGGCCGACGAUGAUCGGCACGGAUGCGGCGCUGGGCGUGCAGCGGCCCAAGGAGGCCCUGCUGUAUGUCAUCUUGGCCACGGGCGGGGUCAAGUCUGGCGGCGGCGGUGGACUGAGGCUCCUCGCGUCGAACGAGGACACGAUCCGAGCCUGGCCCGGCGGGUUCGGGUAUGCCAAGUUGGGAGCCAAUUACGGCCCCUCGCUGGUCGCGCAGGGCGAGGCCCGCUCGAGGGGCUUCGACCAGGUCCUGUGGCUGUUCGGCCCGUCGUGUGUGGUCACCGAGGCCGGAGCGAGCAAUUUCUUCGUCGUCUGGCGCACCCCCGAAUCCCAGGGGGGUCGCUUGCAGCUCAUCACCGCGCCGCUGGAGGAACGCAUCAUCCUCGAGGGGAUCACACGCGCGUCGAUCCUGGACCUCGCGCGCGAACGGUUCGCCGCGCCGGGCGCAGGCCGGGAGUCCGUCGAGGUGGUCGAGCGGAGCUUCACCAUGGACGAGAUCGUCCAGGCUCGUCGAGAGGACCGUCUGGUGGAAGCGUUCGCUGCCGGGACCGCUUUCUUCGUGGCGCCGGUCUCCGUCAUCCAUUUCCGCGGUCAGGAUCUGGACGUCCCCACGGCGGCGGGCGAUAGUGGGGAAUACGCCAAGACCAUCAAGCAGUGGCUCGUGGAUAUCAUGUACGGCAACGUCGACCAUGAGUGGGGUGUUGUUGUGACGGAGGCCAAAUGAAGGGGGCAUAUGGAAUGUGGUUUAGGUCUGGGGAAUCGCUCCGAUUCACGAAACCUGGAGACGGGACUCGCUUCGAUACGAUCAUGAAUGUGUAUGAACGCAGCAGAGCCGCAGCUGCAGAACGAGAUAUGAGAAUUAAUGUUUUCCAAAAAUUCCGCUCCGCUCGACGUUUUCAAGUUUGUUCACUGUUGAUUGCAACAAAUGGUCAGCGUGUAUGAUAGAGGCUCGCCACGAGCCUUCGCAUUCAGAACGUAGAGUACUGAAAUUGGGGGACCUCACUUACCCAAACGCUAACUUCAAUUCCCUGACCGACGUCGUAGCA